Messenger RNA from Colletotrichum orchidophilum, 549 nucleotides. RefSeq lists its product as uncharacterized. The record is from RefSeq and is a predicted model, not a curated record. Lineage: Eukaryota; Fungi; Ascomycota; Sordariomycetes; Glomerellales; Glomerellaceae. The transcript is spliced from 2 exons. The coding region runs from base 1 to 549 and encodes 182 amino acids.
AUGAUCCUCAGUCGCCUGAUCCGAAUUCUUCGGGCCGACCACCUUUCUCUCCUCGCCGUGCCAUCGGUUACCUGGAUCUUCGUCGCUCUUCGUCGCUGGAGACGUUGGGUCGUUCACAUUGCAGGCGGGAUGUGGCGGAAUCCAAGCAGCGGGAGCUCUGAGGCUCUACGACAUUUGGCCAGAAGAUCAUUCUCGUUGGUCUCCUGGUUCAAAUCGUGGUCUUCGGUUUCUUCAAUGUCACGACCAACUUGUUACAUCAUCGAAUCAGUCGAAAGCCAACGUCGGUUGGCAUUGAAGGGAUUGCCCCGUGGCGAAGAUGCGGCUAUGUUCUCUGCAGCACCAGCCCGAUCAUCCUCGUACGAAGCAUCUUACGAGCCAUCGAGUACCUCCGAGGUAACCGCGGAUACCUCAUUUUGCGCGAGAUUUUUCUCUCCAUAUUUGAUACCAUUCUCGUGGCCACGGUCAUGGCAAUUUUCCUGGUUUGUGACAAUGCAUGUAUGUUGGACGACUUGUCUGGAAGACAGACUGCCCGGGAAUGGCUCGCAUUAA